Messenger RNA from Chanos chanos (milkfish), 5706 nucleotides. RefSeq names its product WW domain binding protein 1 (gene wbp1). The record is from RefSeq and is a predicted model, not a curated record. The transcript is spliced from 4 exons. Bases 116 to 922 code for a protein of 268 amino acids. NCBI's taxonomy places the organism in Eukaryota, Metazoa, Chordata, Actinopteri, Gonorynchiformes, Chanidae.
CAUGUCGCUUGCCCCUCCACGAACAUAACGGUCUGAGUUGUGUUGAUAAUUUAAAGGUGUUUUAGAACCACAUCUAUAUGAUUUCCACCGUGUUUCUGACAAAGAAUCCGGGAAGAUGCCACAGAAAACACUGGGAUCCAUUGUAGGUUUGCUUUGCACGGGGACUUGUUUGGUACAGGGAAAGGAGUUCUGUUUCGGUGUAAACAAUGAACAGUAUCGAUGUGAGAUGGGCUACUGUUGUGGUGAGACAGAGUGCUGCACAUACUACUACGAGCUGUGGUGGUUCUGGUUGGUGUGGACGCUUAUUAUUGUGUUGAGCUGCUGCUGUGCCUACCGACACAGGCGUGUGAAGAUGCGUCUGCAGCAAGAACAAAGGCAGCGUGAGAUCAGUCUCAUGGCUUAUCAGGGAGCAUCCAGCUCUUUCAUCACACCUCCACCACUCAACCUGCGAUUCUGGACAGACUGCAAACUCCCAGAUUACGAGGAAGUCGUUGGUCACCCGCCAACCCCUCCUCCACCUUACUCAGAGAUGCCCCCAGAGCUCCCCUCCCCUACACUUCCACCUGUGAACCAGUCAGCGGCAGCUGUGGUGCUGGAGCCUCCUGCAGAGGAGGAACAUGCCGAAAACCAGCCUGCUGAUUCAGAUGUUGCAGCGGCUCUUGACCACUCGGAACAUGAGGAGGGGGAAGGACCUGACAACCAAAUUUGGGAACUGGGCACCCGUCGCCGGCAUGUGACCGGUGACUCAGGCAUUGAGGUGUGUGUGUGCCAGCUGGAUGUGGAUGAAGGCUCAGGGUUAGAGGAGGAUGAGGGAAGGCUCUGCCAGGGGGCUGGAGGGGGCUGCUAUUCAGAGCAACAGGCCCUCCAACACAAGGAGCGUUCCCAACCAAAUGCCACCACCAGUGGAGACCAGGUUGUUUGAGCAUUGCCAUAAGAGAACUGCCAUUGUAAACAAGGGAUAGUAGAUGACUUUGGACUGCUCUUGUCCUUGUCACCAUUAUUAGCAAGGGAACCAUGUGGAAAUAUUCAAACCAACCAUCUAGGGACGUCAUGUUGAUAAAUACAGAAGGGGAAAUAAAGUUUGCCCUCUUUUCCAUCAGCAAUCAGAGUUCCUUAAAUUUUCAUAGAAAAGUGUAGACAUCACCUUAAAUUUGACAGAAAUUCUUUAACACUUGCAUUCUGUAAUACCCCAUGGAUCACCCCCCUCUUUUGUUUUUGUGGUUUUUUUGUAUGUUUCUUGAAUAUGAAUGAAAAAGCCAACAGUUAUGUUUGACUGGAGAAAAUUUGAAAGAGCAAUGCUUUGAAGAACAGCCGUUUUCUACUAGAGGGAUAUAUGUCAACACAAACAUUCCCUCCCACUCUGUCUCCUAUCACUUUGUGGCCUGGAUAUCUCUCUCUCUCUCUCUCUGACAUUUUGCUUCCGCCUUGUCUACAUACCAUGGCGGUCACUGACUCCAACAUGUAGGGGCCAAAAAGAAAGAGAAUAACCUGGAAGAAUCCUUGUAGAAGAUUGGCCUUCGUCUUGGCUAGACGCUGGCAGUACAUACAUUGUUUUCCACAAGGCUUUACUAAUGAGAGCUCAGCUGCAAGGUGACAUCAUCCCAACACUGGCUGUUGUCCAGGUCUUGCUCCUUCAGGACGAUGACUUCUCUCAUCCAAAGGAAAAACUCUGCAUGCAUUGUCUAAACAAAUUAAUGUUUUCUUGAUGCACUGUUGCAAUAAUGCCACAAAUAGAUAUACAAACACAGAGAAAUUGUAGAAGAGACAUGGCCAAUAUUGAUGUUUGCUCUGGUUCCAAGUGUCCAUGAAAACCUGACAUUAAUCCCAGUGCCGUGCCUGCAAGUUAGUGUCUAUAAAAAGCCUGUGGGUGGUUGUGUUCUCACCAGGCAGCCAGUGAUAUAAUCACAGUAUGUCUGAGUCGCACCAGGACAGGCUUAGGAGUCUCCCACAGAAUGGAUCUCCUUUUUUUCUGAAAACGCUGGGUUUUUGCUUUGUCAAUGAAAGAAGGAAGUAUGCUCUUUUAUUGAAUACUUCCACCAUACAACUCACAGCAGUCUCUUUUCUCCCUUUAACAAAAGCCUGCUUUAGCCAACAUCAGCGGGUUUGGCAUUCAAAGAAUCAAAGCUCUCCUUAUAAGCCACUGUUACUCUUUUCUGUCUUUUUGCUCUUUGUGCGACUUUUGAUGUCAGUUUUUCUUUGUACACCCUCCCUCCUAGGGUACACAAGCACUGUGAUCUUGCAUAGAGGGCUUUUUUUCUAUGUGCCUGUGUCUGUGUACUUCUGUCCUGCUUUUCAGAUUGAAAUGGUAAACUGACAGAUGUUUAGUUAUCGCCAGUUUGAUCCCUUAAUAAUAGCUCUAGUGAUCUAAAGUCUUUCUGUUUUCUCUGAGAUUUCUCUGACUGUAGCUUAAAUGUAGACACAGCCCCUGUCCUGUUUCAGCAGACGUGGCACUAGUGUAGCAGCCUACCCUGGCUGUGCUCUUAUGGCUUUCAGAGUGUGGACUGCUCAAAGAUAUGUCAGAGAUUUUUGGGAUGUUUUCCAUUCACUAGACUGGCUCUGUAGUGCUGUGUCAGCACAGCUGCCCAGUCUAUUGAGUGGGAAUCUUGUCAGAUAGACACCCACUGUAUACUGUCAAAACUCAGCUUCAGGAGAUGUGUUGACAUGUGACUUGGCAGUCGUUUGAAUUGGUUUGACCGAAACAGCACUUACCGGUGUUUUAUUUAACUUCAAGUGUCUCUCGUCAAAAUAGUAGACAAAAAAAGACAGCUCAUGUUCAACAGAAACUGACUUGCCUCAUCAACCAAACCACUUUCAGAUUUUAAAUAGAAUUGUGUGAACAGUGACGUCCAAAAAUAUUUGAUCGGUCACACAGUAAAUGACAUAGUUCUGUCUGUUGAAGAUGAGACAUUAAAAGCCGACUUGCUGAACAGCAAGCCGAACAAUAUUUCUUGCUCACCUUUGGGGAAUGAGUGAGUUUUGAAAAGGCUUUUCUCAUGGAGGAAGUGGUGGAGUUAUAUUCACAUGGCAUUGCCUGUAAAUGCCUUAUAAUUCUGAAUUGUGGUAGUAGAUAUGUAUUUCAGGCAUUUGUUUGGUUGUAGAUAGUGAUCUUACUUUGUGUGACUUGACUGUAUGAGUAGAAACUUCAGUUUAAAAAUUAGAGCACCUGACCUGAUACAUAAUGUUUUGUGAAAUGAUCUGCUUUUUGUACUGCUCAAUCAAGGAUGUGGUCUAAGAUACACCUAAACAAGUGAGCUGCCAGAGCAGAAUAUGUGCCCCAGAGUGGAUAGAUUGUUCUGCUCCAAAAAGCCCACAUAGCAGCUAUCCUAUUUAGCCUUGACGUUCCUUCUCUGAAGCAGUUUUUUCUGUACCCCAUUUUGACCUGAAUUUUAGCUUCAGCAAUUUGAUUCAUAAUUGUCAGGGUCUCAAGGCGACAUGGUUAUUUGUAGGAAGCAGACUUUUAUUUUUAGGGCGAAACCUUGAUCUUUUGGACUGUUUGUGGAAAUAUACUCUUGUUAGAUGUAGAUGCUAAAGUGCAUGUGAAGCAAUACAGUUCGGUGAUGGAAGCGAGAGUUAAUAGAUGUUUGAGUUAGUCGUCCCUGAGUCUCCUGCUUGCGAUAUGGUUGUGAAGGUAGGGACUGGGGCAUAGUUGUUUUCAGUGCCAGUGGUUUGUCAAAUGGGCACUGUCUGCUAAAAAAUAUAAUCUGUCUCUCGUGUAACUUGUUUACUUACCAUAAAAGGGCUAUCAAAUGAGACACAAACUGACAUAUGGCGUGUUCUAUGUAAUUAUUGUUUCUUUCUUACAACGGAAUUGUACGACAGACAUUGUAAAACCACAUUCUCUGUUUCGUGGUCAUUAUACAGAAUACAUGAUUGUACAAUUCUGUUGUAGCUGCAUAAACUUUCUAUGCUGUGUAACACUGGUUAAUCCCCUACCCUCGUGUUACUGUGAGGUGUGAAAAGAUGAUGGUUUUGCUAUUCCCUUAGAGAAUGAUCUUAACCCCGUGUCCCCUAAGCUUCUCUCACAGGUCUCACAGAGAAGAGGGCUCUCUUUGUGCCUACUGUACUGUCAUUUUCCUUUUUAACAACAGAGUGAGCAUGGCAACAGAAACACUGUGGUACCUAACCCAAACAUUUGUUUGUCAUCACACACCCCCAAGGAGUGAAGUGAAAUGUGUCACAGCAUCAUUUUUGAGAGACUCAGUUUAACUUGUAAUUAUAGUACUGGUAAAAAAAAAUUUUUUAGUUCAUCCUUUUUGCUGUCGUAUUAUGUUAGUGAUUUUAAUGCUGUGUUACAUUUCAAAGUAUACCAGAGUCAAUCAGUCUAAAAGCUCUUAACCACACCACUUUACUCUCUUUGGCUUGGAGUUUCCCUGUUUACCGGAAGGUUUCUACAUAUACCAGAAGUUGCCAUUGUAUUGACAUGUAGUUUCUGUACAUCGCUCACCAAGUCAAAGCCCUCUCAGUGGAAAAAUUCGGUGUCUCCACUCCCCUUCUCCCCCACCCACCUCUAUUUAUCUCCGUGGGUCACGUGUGUACUGUACUGAACCUAAACUAGGCUAUGCAAAAACGCUAACCCUCUGUCAUAUGCUGCAGUAACCCCUCCCAGUGUAAGUUGGCUGUGGUUGUCAGUACAAGCAAUACUUCUCUUCUCAGUCCAUAUUGCACUGUACUUUGGUAGUUGUACAGCUUUAUAUGAAAAAGAAAGAAAUGAAAAAAAAAAAAAGUUGCAACUGUGGUCCUCUUUUCAAUAUCUGUGUUUGUGUGUGUGUCUGUGUGUGAAUGUAUGCUUUUGUAAGCAACUAUCUCUGUUACCUCUUACGACAAAGGGAAAGGGAGAGUAAAGAAAAAAAAAAAGCCAUGACUGUGUCUAAUGUCAUGUAAUCUAAGUAACUGAUGUUCUUUUUGCAUUCUUGUCUGCCCUGAAUACCAGCGUUCCCUGCACACCACGGGACUGCAACUCUCAGUUUGUGCAAUUAGAUAUGUUAUAUAGUUUUUAUUUUGUAGGUAUUAACCUUUCAGACAAUGCUUUGAUUCCUUGUUAUUGUGGCACUUUGAAUGUGCUAGUAGUCUGUCUACCACAGCUAACUGGUCUGCUGUUUUUGCUCUUGGGUUUUUCAGCGAUAGAAUACAGAACCGUUGCCUUUUGGCAGUAUGUAUGCCAAUAUACAGUUGCCCAAAUGUGUGUUAAGUAAAAUCCACAUUGCAAUGUGAAACCUGUGGGAAGAAAGCUGAAUUAUUGAAUGGAGUUUAGACAGAGACCAAGCUUCAGCUCAUUUUGAUGUCAUUUGACAGCUUCACACAUGCAGGGCAUCACCAAGGCAACCAACUUUAUUAUUUACUUCAUAAUCUCAUGAUCAGUAAUGCUCAAUUAGUCAUGUAUCACAUGUAUUCAGCUUACUUUUAACUUCAUUCAGGAGUUGUGUUUCUUCCUUUAAGACUCUUAAAAUAGAUUACACUUAGUGAAUGUGGACGUGGUUGAUUUAUGCUCAUGUUGAUUUGCCAAAACAAACAAAGAAAAAUCUUCGCUUGAAAAGGAAGUGGUCAUUCAAGAGCACAGACAUGUUUAAGUUUCUCUUUCUUGUCACUAAGCUCAAGCCAAAAAAAAAAAGGAAAGAAGAUGAUGGUUGUGAAAAUACAAGCACUGAGACAUGUGUUACAUUCUGUUGCUGGGGUUUUAGGAAGAGGCUAUGGACUCUUUAGUCAUUG